This is a messenger RNA of Ornithorhynchus anatinus (platypus), 7259 nucleotides long. It is a transcript of the gene PPP3CC, whose product is annotated as protein phosphatase 3 catalytic subunit gamma. NCBI's taxonomy places the organism in Eukaryota, Metazoa, Chordata, Mammalia, Monotremata, Ornithorhynchidae. Gene Ontology annotation, cellular component: calcineurin complex; cytoplasm. Gene Ontology annotation, biological process: calcineurin-mediated signaling. The transcript has 14 exons. The record is from RefSeq and is a predicted model, not a curated record. The coding region runs from base 118 to 1656 and encodes 512 amino acids. Gene Ontology annotation, molecular function: calmodulin binding; calmodulin-dependent protein phosphatase activity.
GCGAGCGCGCGCGCGCGCGCCCCGAUCCUGUCAGCGGAGGGGGAGGCCUGGCCGACGAGGAAGCGGCCGAGGCGGAGCCGCAAGGACCGGCCCCUCGCCGCCCCCCACGGCAGGACCAUGUCCGCCAGGGGCCCCGGGAAACUCUCCACCACCGAGCGGAUCAUCAAAGCCGUCCCAUUUCCUCCGACGCAGCGACUCACACUGAAGGAAGUGUUUGAGGAUGGAAAGCCCAAGCUUGAUGUCUUGAAAAGCCACUUGGUGAAGGAAGGGCGGCUGGAAGAGGAUGCGGCUUUAAAGAUUAUCAAUGAUGGAGCAGCUAUCCUGAGACAUGAAAAGACAAUGAUAGAAGUGGAGGCCCCAAUCACAGUGUGUGGUGACAUCCAUGGGCAGUUCUUUGACCUGAUGAAAUUGUUUGAAGUUGGAGGAUCUCCCAAUAACACUCGCUACCUCUUCCUGGGCGACUAUGUGGACAGAGGCUACUUCAGCAUAGAGUGUGUGCUGUACUUAUGGAGUUUAAAGAUUAAUCACCCCAAAACUCUGUUUCUGCUUCGAGGAAAUCACGAAUGCAGGCACCUGACAGAAUACUUCACCUUCAAACAAGAAUGUCGAAUCAAAUAUUCUGAACGGGUGUACGAUGCAUGUAUGGAUACAUUUGACUGUCUUCCUCUUGCCGCCCUCCUAAACCAACAGUUUCUGUGUGUACAUGGAGGGCUUUCUCCAGAAAUCACAUGCCUAGAUGACAUUAGGAAAUUAGACAGGUUUAAAGAACCUCCAGCCUUUGGGCCCAUGUGUGACCUACUCUGGUCUGAUCCUUCAGAGGAUUAUGGCAAUGAGAAGACCUUGGAGCACUUCACCCACAAUACUGUCCGAGGGUGCUCCUACUUUUACAGUUAUCCUGCUGUUUGCGAAUUUUUGCAAAACAAUAGUUUGUUAUCGGUAAUCAGAGCCCAUGAAGCCCAGGAUGCCGGGUAUCGAAUGUACAGGAAGAGCCAGACAACGGGUUUUCCAUCACUUAUUACCAUUUUCUCUGCCCCAAAUUACCUAGAUGUCUAUAACAACAAAGCUGCUGUGCUAAAGUAUGAAAACAAUGUCAUGAACAUCAGGCAGUUCAACUGUUCUCCUCACCCCUACUGGCUUCCAAACUUUAUGGAUGUCUUUACGUGGUCGUUGCCUUUUGUCGGGGAGAAAGUCACAGAAAUGCUGGUUAACAUUCUCAACAUAUGUUCUGAUGAUGAGUUGAUUUCAGAUGGUGAGGAGUCAUUGGAAGGAGGUACAACUGUUCGGAAGGAGAUCAUCAGAAAUAAGAUCAGAGCCAUUGGAAAGAUGGCACGUGUCUUUUCAGUUCUACGAGAGGAAAGUGAAAGUGUGUUAACUCUCAAGGGCCUGACUCCCACAGGUACACUGCCCCUGGGGGUCCUCUCAGGGGGAAAGCAGACUCUACAGACAGCCACAGUAGAAGCGGUAGAGGCACGGGAAGCCAUCCGAGGGUUUUCGCCGCAGCACAAGAUUCGCAGCUUCGAGGAAGCCCGCGGCCUAGACCGAAUCAACGAGCGCAUGCCACCCCGCAAAGACAACGUCCACACCGACGGGCCGGUGAAUUUGGUAACCUCAACAAACUCCGCGGACAAGAACAGCGCUGGGAAGAAAGCCCAGUAAUCCUGCCGCGGCACCGGGAACGGAUCCGAAACUUAAAAAACAAAUUUUAUUUAUUUAUUAUUGGAAAGCAAAAACAAACUUAAACCUGGAGGCACAUUCAUGAUGCAGUCUGCAUUUAACCUGUAAGAAAGGUGACCAUUUUGUAAAUUUUUUUAUUUAUGUUCAAUAUAUAAAAAAGUCCAUCUUUUUCUUUUUUUAAAAAAAUUUUUAGAAAUCGACCUGAUCAGUAGAACAUAUACGAAAUAUUGUGCCGUCAGGCUGAUCUCUCCCACCAUACCAGAGGGCCUCUGGAAACCGUAGCCCUGGUUAUCAGGCCCCAAUUGCUCCAUUAGUCCUCUGCUUUUGAAAGGCACUAUUUUUUUUUUCCAUUUAAGACCGGCUACUCCCUCCCCGCACUUGAAGGAAUUUUCUUCCGCUUACCGGGUAGGUGCGCCUGCUUCUUUAGCCAUUGAUUCUGGGAAAGACCCGGUAGGAUGUGGUGGGCUGAGCCCAUUUCUCUACUUGUGGAAGACUCGAAUAGGGGUGAAACCCCAACCCCAAAAAGCCCAGUGGGUGUGUUUUUUUCCAGAAUGGCCAACUCUUAUCAAAACUCCCAGUUUCUUUAAGUGUGUACUAGUGAAGCGAAAUUAAAAGUAAUAUUAAUAAACAAUGCUCUUAGAAUGAAUUAAACUUUUCAAUCGAACAACAGAUGUGAUUGGUUUAAGACUUCCCUAUAGGGUGUUUUUUGGGGGGGUUGGGGGGGGGGAGUUCCUUGAAAAGCUGUAAUUGUUGCCUAAACCUUUGAGACUUUUGCCUCAUUGUCCAUAUCCCCGGUGAGCUGCACAACUGCUCCGUCAGCAAAGAGCCACAUAUGUCCAUAUGUCCUGGAAGUGCAUCUAAAUGCCCUCUAAUGAAAAUCCCACAACCUGAAUUUUUCAUUUUCUCUCUCUCUCUCUCCCCCUCCCCUGCCUUUGCCUUUUAUCCCUCUCCUCCUUUUAUCUCUCUCCCGCCAGCCCACCUGCUUCCUCCCUCUCUCUCGCCCUCUCUCUCUUUCCAUAUCGUGAGGCACAAGCAGGAGUAAUUGACAUUGCUUCUUGAUUGUCCGUUUCCCCCCGUGAAACCUAAUAUUUGCCAAAGGCCCCUGAGAGAAUCCAAAGAGAGGCUUCUCCUCUUACUGCUUCGGCCAGUAAAGUGUUUUCCUACCUUUCUCAGCGCUCUACGUAGAGUUCCAGAUGAGCCACCGUGAUCGCCGUAGUUUGAACCUUGAGGGUAGGAGAUCAGAAAUUACAAGCGCAUGACUCGAGAGCGUGCACUCCGCGAUCUAGAGCUCACCAUCUGCUCAAUUGAAUUGUUCCUGAGUUUAUUUUCCCCAGGCGGUGGGGAGGCAUCUGUCAGCUCGUAAACAUCAAUUUGACCGACGGAUAGGUCCACCCCUAUCAGCACCCAAAAAUACAGGCUGAGUAUUCCCUCAGCAGUACCCUGUAGUUGGGGAAUUCCGGCACCGAUAGUAUCUCAGACAGUACUGACUUUGCCUCAGUUUGGCAGAACCUGUUACUCCUUUUCAAGGAGAUGGCCGAAGAUAUUCCCAAACAGGCUCUUGGCUUUCGUUAGCAGCCUGAGUUCUUAAUGCAUCUUUUUUUUUUUGACCCUAAUGGUAUUUGUUCCAGUUAUACCUGCUUUAUACUUGGUGAUCUAGGCAAAUUAAGACAUGUUUAGUGGUUGGAAUCGGGUGCCACGGUGUUCUCUGCCUUUGGAAAGCCGGCAGGAAGUGUAUACGUUGCUCAUCUCUUAAAGUGGGUCCUGCGGGCUGUUUCCCCUACUUGAAUCCUGGUGAUGGGGAGCGGGAACGAGUAAGCUUUCACCGUAUCGCGUAGGUGUUUCAUUACAUAUUGUUUUUUUUGUGGCCACGUUAGAAACCGAUCAGCUAGACAAUCUCCAAAUGCAGUGUUUCAGUGUUAGGUAGUCUCACUUGUCCAAGAUUCUUGAGUAAUGAGAAGGGCGAUCCACAGCAGCAGAAAGAAUACGGAGCCAGAGGAUCGUUUCCCCUUUCUGUCGUUCACGAAGGCCCGUGACCUCAUCAGACCAAGCCACAGACAGGCCAGGUGUAAGAGCUCAAGUCAGCCGGCCGGGGCCAUUUCAGAUGAUGCAUCAGCUCUUUAAAAGAGGAUGCGGAGAAUAAGAAGUGGUGCUAUUGCCUACUCUGAAGAGCAGUGACUUGAGAAGUCAUUUCUGGUAGCCAUUUGCCCAGGGGAGACGUGGUAGGGGAACGGCUGUACCAAGUGAUCUCCUCUGUGAGCUGGCGGCGGAGGCUUUGUCAGGGGGCCUGUGCAGACAGGAGAUUGGGUCUUAAGCGAAGUCAGCUUUGAGAAGUUGUUGGAGGAAUCUUAAGGGUCAUUGGAAAUCGCAAGAUGUUGCUUUAGUUAUGGAUGCUUUGGCAGUUUACCUCCUGAAGAUCAGGAGAGAUCGUUCAUUUUUGGAAGGAAAAAAAGGUUGGGUAACGCUUAGAAGUUGAGAUCUAAGAUACUCAUUACAUUAUAUAAAAGCUCUUCCGUGUUUGAGUCCGUCCAUUCUUGGGAAUUUCCAUUUCACUGGGAGAAUUUUGGCUUAGAAAAAUCCCCCUUUCAUCCUCGACGUCACUCCUAAGUCUCUUCUGUCCAAAUCACCGUCCCCCGACAAACAGACGUCCUGUGCUGAACUCCCCACAUACACCAGGGUUUCCCUUUUGCCAGUCCUAGCAGCCUUGGGAGAAGAACAGGCCCGAGUCUUUCUUUGCUUGCCUGAAAACCAUUCUCCAGUCUGAAUGUGCCAAGUAGUACCUCCCUCUGCGGGUAAUGAGAGUAAUACCUCUCCCUCCCUCUUUGUAGUCCAAAGGGCAUUUCCUUUCUCCAUCCUGGGCGAAAUGCUACUAACUAGCCCCACCUCCAGCCACACACGAAGUUAACUUGGUGACCGUAAAGCGAAACAAAACAAUACACCACACCGUUUUUGAAAUGCCCCUUUAAAAUGAUGCAUUAUGUGAACUGAAAUUUCAGAAUUUGUCUCACUUCAGAGGAAACGCCAAACUAGUGGAUUAAAAAAAAAAAAAUUAUCAUCCUACUGAAAGAACCCCACCCAAUUCUGUAUUUUGGCUUUCUGAAAGUUUGGGGAGUGGAAGGGUGUGACUCCAUUUUUUCCUCAUUAAAUGAUUUGGCAAGUGAAGUUUCUUAUCAGAGUGAGAGCCCCCUCGAUCGCGUCACUUGCUUUGAAAGAGGGCCCUUGUUAGUCUUAGAAAUGGCCACACUUUUACGAAGAGAAAACUUUUCUCAGCAAAUCGUUUUCUUUACCUUGUAGAAAUUUUUCCCCUAGAAUCCCUCAUUACCAAUUCCCUCUUGUGUCUUCUGCCCAGAAGGCCUCCGGCCAAGAUGGGGAUUAGAUGUGGGUUGCUUAAUGCUCUAUGGUUUUGGUGGCUCCUUACUCAGGGAGUAGGGGACAGGCGGUCAAAUUCCAGUAUUUUUCCAUCCACGUGCAUCCUAGAUGCCCAUUAAACACUGGGAUGUUAUAAUAAAGUCCUGCUUCCCUCCAGAGUGUAUUCUUGUAUUCUUGUCUUAAUCAUGAGGGCUGGUUUCCUGGCCCAUUUUAAAACAAGAAAGGCAUUUAUUUUGGCAGACGGCAUUAUCUGGCCCUGGCCUUGGGAGGGUCUUUUUGUCUUUUGUUUUUUAAGUAUAUAAAUAGGCCAAUUUGGGAGCCCAGCAAUUUUGGCGAACCCUUCCUGAGCAGUUUCAAGAACAAGCGAAGAAGGCAGUUACUACCAGAUUGCUGGGAGAGUACCACGGGGUAACGAGGAAAGUCACAGACCUUAUUUAAUGUAAGGGUGGCGGUAACUAGACCUGUGCAUUUCGUGUUCCCAUACGCUGCCAUCUCUCAAGGCCCAGUGCCGAUCAAAUCCUUAGAGCUCCCCCGCCCUCUCCCUCGUGCUGUGAAAAGUUGCAGCUUAUUUGAACUCCUCCUUGCUUGCGAAAAUAGUGCUGUCGAGCUGUGUCUUUCUUGAGAAUAGGGGAAAGACGGUCCCGCCCAUUGCAAAGUUAGGAAUCACCAAACGGUUGGGAGAGGGUGUAGCCGAGAAGCCGGAGGUCAUUUGAAAGCAGAUGCCGAUUCAACGGGCUACCCUGGGAGCGGAAGCCUGACUGACCUCAUGGCUUUCCCAUGGGUGAAUGACCAGGUCUUUCCCCUGUGUCCCGUGAUUCGCGAUGGAAAUGUAUUCCCUGUCCCCCCGCGAGUCUGUUGAGAUGACAUCCUAAUGUCCCCAACCGUGCUUCCAGUUGCUGUGGAAACAGAGAAAGGGGUUCCUGCUCUAUCUCAGCACAGUGUGCAUCAGUCUUCCCUCUAAACACAUAGGAGACUUUCCGUACCCACUGGAUGGUCUCCUGAAAGUAUUCACGUUGCGGCUCUCUGGGACGUAGGCAGGGGAGGAGUCUGGUUACACGGCAGCCCCAGUGGAAGCAUCGUUUGUAGCCCCUUCACCCCUUUCCUGCUGUCCUCAAACCCUCUCUGAGGAAAGGGGUCGGAAGGGAGGGGGAAAGAUCAGAGCACAGGCUUGUUAUUGCCAUCUGCCCCUGGCGAGGGCAAAGGACUUUAUUUACGAGAGGACAUUUUACCCCCAACACGAUGUUGGAAAGAAGGCUCAUCCUCUGGGAGGUGUGACCUGCCCGUGCUUAGCCAACAAGAGAUUGAGGGGCGAAUCGAGCGUCAGAGCCCGGAAGGUGCAAUGUGGUUUCUUCCCCUCCCGUCACAAAUGUGAAGGCGACAUACAUAUUUGCCUGCUCUUACUGCUUUAGUGUUUUCCCUUCCAGAAGAAGCCUAAGCUUCGCAUCUCACCAUUUUGUUUCAGACUGGGUUGAAGCCAGCUCUCCAGUCCCCUCUUCUCCUUCCCCUCCUCCUCCUCUUCCUCCUCCUCUUCCAACACACCCCCAUUGACUGCCCAGCUACAGAGGACAUGAGACGUGUGCACCUGUGCCGAAUAUCACAUUCGCAAACGCACAGAGCCGAGGAGCGCCGUCUGAUCACGCAACUCCAACCGACACGUGGCAGCGUGUCCCGCCCUCUUCCCUCUCUCCGCCACGCUACCCCAGCGACCCGUCUCUGCAUGUUAUAGCAAGGUGCAUGUAAUAAGGAGGGAGCCUGCAAUGGGUUUUUUGGUUUGGGGGACAAAGGUGCAUAUACCUUCUGUCAGAGAACCUUUACGGUGGUGCCAUCGAGAACACUUCUCUUACCCUUUUCUCAGUGCCCCGUGACCCGUGGGUAAUUUUCCUAAAUGAGACCCCACCCCGCCCUUGGGGUUGACCUGCCCGCACGAGGCGGUUAGAACACACGGGACUAGGUAGUGGUGUGUGAUUUUAGGUUCUCCUGAAUGUUGGGUUACAUGCCUGUUGCCUAGAGACUGCCUCCUUUUUCUUGCUUUUAGUUAUGUUACAGAAAAUGGUGAAAAGAUGUUAUUUAUUGGCAGAAAUUAUUUAAUAUAAUUUCUCUUUUUUUGUGAAAAAGGAAUGAAUUUGUUAGAAUCGUCUUUCUGUAAAUCGGAAGUCAUCUUUAAGGAACAAAGGAAAAAAAAACACAAAACCUUACAAUUAAAUGACAACUCUGUUGGC